Messenger RNA from Loa loa (African eye worm), 156 nucleotides. RefSeq lists its product as hypothetical. The annotation marks the transcript as partial. The record is from RefSeq and is a predicted model, not a curated record. The transcript has a single exon. NCBI's taxonomy places the organism in Eukaryota, Metazoa, Nematoda, Chromadorea, Rhabditida, Onchocercidae.
ACAGUUGAAAAUGUCAAUUUAAUGUUAAGCAGUGUGAGUAAUAGUGUCAACGAACUGUUGACAAUAUUUCGUUGGGCAAUUCUUCUCUUCAUUGUCACAUUUUGCUUGAUGGCCAUUGCAUUAACAACACUUUGUUGCUAUGUUAAAUGUUAUGAG